AAAUUUUAUCUUAUUACAUCCGCGUGUUUUGCAUGUUAAAUGUCCCACUUAAGUCCAGACCGAUUAGGGAUGUAUAUAUAAAGAGUUGGGUUAUCCCUGGAAGAAAUCAGUUGAUGUUUAUUCACCACCGACGACGAUAAUUUUGGAAGAAACGAUGAGGAGUCUACUGACAGGAAUGUUUCUGAUAACCAGUCUGUAUUUGCUGUUCAUCCAUCAAUUACAAUCAGUACAACCAGCGCACGUUCCAUCAGCAGAUCUGCAUCGAGUUCGGGCCCGACCAAUCAACAGAUUCAACAAACCGCUCCUGAACCAGUUAGCCAGGAUCAAGGAACCAGUAGAUGCUUUUAUCGUUGACGAGGAUGAUUUAUUCGAUUUGGCCAAAAGACAGACUUCGGAGGACUACGGACAUUUGCGCUUUGGAAAAAGGGACGAACAGUUCGAUGAUUAUGGUCAUAUGAGGUUUGGAAGGGGAGGUGAUUAAUUAAUUUGAAUUAUGUUCAACAUGCGGCUGGUUUAAUAAUUUUAAAUAAAAAUGUAACAUAAAUAAAGUAUUAAAAAUA
Aethina tumida (small hive beetle) is the source of this 560-nucleotide messenger RNA. RefSeq lists its product as uncharacterized. NCBI's taxonomy places the organism in Eukaryota, Metazoa, Arthropoda, Insecta, Coleoptera, Nitidulidae. The transcript is spliced from 3 exons. The record is from RefSeq and is a predicted model, not a curated record. The coding region runs from base 155 to 481 and encodes 108 amino acids.